AUGCUCCCGCUCACUAAUGUAAACGAACCAGUCUAUGGGAUCACUCGUGGAUACAGCUCCACUGGAUUACGAUUCGGAAAGAGGGACAUUGCGCCUGGCGCAUUAGAUCCGCAAAUCGGGGGGACGGGUGGUAGAAUAUUGGCUGUCUGGUCAGUCAUCCCUGUAGAGGAUAAAACUUUGGAACUGAUCCGAGACCCAAGGACUUGUAUAGUGCUGGCGAUGUUUCAAUUCAUGGGUGGAGAAAUGGUCAUUGUCACAGCGGGUGAAGCAAGGGCACCUCGGAAAGAUAUUCCAACUGCUGCACGUUACCUUUACCUUCUGCCCGUCAGCUUCUACCUCGUAGGCAUCUUCCUCGUCGGUCUUUGUGUUGACUAUCGGGAUCCGCGGCUGCCUCAUCAACAUGAGACAACAUCAUUACAGCCGGCAGAUCAGUCAGCUUUCAUUGUUGCAAUCCACAAUGCUGGCCUAAGGGUUCUUCCAGGGUUCUUAAACGCUUGCUUCCUCUUCUCAGCGCUCACAGCAGCGAACUCCGCCCUGUACGCCUCCAGCCGGACUCUUUUCUUCAUGGCUCGUAAGAGCGAAUUCAAAUGGGUUCAGGAUACAAUUGGACGGACGAAUGUUGGACAGACCCCAAUAGCUGCGAUCAUUGUGAGUUUCGUUCCCGGAAUGCUUGCAUUCCUCGUCGUCAAAUGGGAAGAUCCAAACUAUAACGAGCCUCUCAAAGUUUUGGGCCGUUUCUAUACGGGCCCAAUGCUGUGCGUUUAUGCGAGUGAAUGUUUGGCGUUUCUUCGCUUCAAAAAAGGGUAA
This is a messenger RNA of Bacidia gigantensis, 807 nucleotides long. RefSeq lists its product as uncharacterized. The transcript is spliced from 4 exons. The record is from RefSeq and is a predicted model, not a curated record. Bases 1 to 807 code for a protein of 268 amino acids. Lineage: Eukaryota; Fungi; Ascomycota; Lecanoromycetes; Lecanorales; Ramalinaceae. Gene Ontology annotation, molecular function: amino acid transmembrane transporter activity. Gene Ontology annotation, cellular component: membrane. Gene Ontology annotation, biological process: amino acid transmembrane transport.